AUGGUGGACACUCUUGAAUUGCAGCUACUACCUAAACCGCCAGCUACUUAUCUGAAGGCCAUUAAAGACUUGUGUGCCAGAGUUUGGGCGCGCCUCGAACAGCGCAAUCAGCAGCUCUCACAACACUGCCUCGAUGGCAUGGACACCUUACCAGCUAACCACACAUCGGCUUCCCAACAGCCUCGUGUCCACUACCACUCACCUACACAGCCUCUGGAGGAGAUCCCCUUCCACAUAGCCCACAUCCCAGCAAAUUUCUUCGACAACGCAUUAAGUGUUUGGAGGCAAAACGUAGUGGCUUGCAUAAGGUUGCAUGGAGCUGGUGGAGCGUAG
Pelobates cultripes (western spadefoot toad) is the source of this 333-nucleotide messenger RNA. The record is from the annotation of a GenBank genome assembly. NCBI's taxonomy places the organism in Eukaryota, Metazoa, Chordata, Amphibia, Anura, Pelobatidae.